Closterium sp. Naga37s-1 is the source of this 1374-nucleotide messenger RNA. The record is from the annotation of a GenBank genome assembly. Lineage: Eukaryota; Viridiplantae; Streptophyta; Zygnematophyceae; Desmidiales; Closteriaceae.
AUGCAAGCAGCAGCGAAUGGAUCCGUGACACGUGUACCAAUAGACGUGGUCCUCGUGGCUGCAGGAGGUUCUUUCGCCCCAGCUCGGGCGCCUGUAGCGGAUGUGAUUGCACUGAGCGACGACAGUGACAAUGAUGGUGACGCUAGGCCACGGAGGCUGCGGAGGAGCGGCAGAGACGCGAGGGGGAGAAGAAGGGGUCAUGCAGCUAGCAAGGCAUUCGCUGCUGCGUGCAGCAGUGCUGCUCUUAUCGUGUUGGACGAUGAUGAGGAGGAGGAGGAGGACGAGGAGAGGGAGAGGGAGAAGGAGAGGGAGAAGGAGAAGGAGAGGGAGAGGGAGAAGGAGAAGGAGAGGGAGAGGGAGAGAGAGAAGGAGAGGGAGAAGGAGAGGGAGAGGGUGAGGGAGAAGGAGAAGGAGAGGGAGAAAGAGGAAAAGGAGAAGGAGGAGAAGGAGAAGAAGGAGAAGGAAAACCAGGAGAAGACUGAGAAGGAGAAGGCAGAAAAGAGAGCAGCUGAUGCGGUGACAAGCGUUGCAAAGGGGGGCAUUGUGAAGCAGAGCGGUACUAUAGUGGUUGACCGCCAUGCAGCAGCGUGUGGGGACGCAGAGGCAGGGAAGAAGAGGGGCGAUGAAGAGGAGGCGUGGGAUGGGUGGGGGAAAGGGAGUGAGGAUGGCGUGGCAGGUGACGCGGACGACCCUCAGCUGGAGCUGUAUCGAAGGGAAUUGAGCCGUUUCAAGGAGCAGCAGGCGGAGCUGGCUCGAAUGAGGGAGCAGCUAUCAGACAGGGGGCUGAGGCAAGACGUGAUGUCAGCAUGCCCCGUGCCUUCACCAGAGCCACAGCCGAAUAGGCCAAGUGUAGCAGCAGCACCAACACCAGCAGCAGCAGCAGCAGCAGCAGCAGCUAGGGCAGCUACCCCUGCGAGUUACAGGAUCGCAAUGAAGCAAAGAACAGCAGCAGCAGCCGCCGCUGCUAGGGAAGCCACUCCCGCCAGUUACAGGACCCCAGUGCAGCAAAGAGCAGGAUUCGCUGUUGCCAGUGGUGCUGCUGCAGGGAAUGCAAGUGCCAGUGCUGGGCAUAUGGGAGGUGGGCACGUGAACGGGGGGCAUGGGGCAGGAGGGGGAGAAGCAGCGGAACAUGGGGAGGAGGGGGGAGGCGAGCGGAUUCGGCUGCGGGUGACUGGGAGCCUGGGAGAGCACAUGUUUCGACUGGCCAAGGGCGACAAGCUGGAGAAGCUGUUCACUGCAUAUGCCAACAAGGUGGGGGGGGCGCCAGUGGGCUCGUUCAAGUUUGUCUUUGAUGGCGAUGCGCUAAAGGGCGAUUCAACACCGGCAGACCUGGACCUAGAGGAUGAGGACCAGAUAGAAGCUGUGCGGAAAUAA